Sclerotinia borealis F-4128 is the source of this 924-nucleotide messenger RNA. The record is from the annotation of a GenBank genome assembly. NCBI's taxonomy places the organism in Eukaryota, Fungi, Ascomycota, Leotiomycetes, Helotiales, Sclerotiniaceae.
AUGGCAUCCCCUCCAUCCCCACCAUACGAUACGAUCGAAGAUCCUCUGUCCAGUCAGAAAAUCAUGCAGGCCAAUUCUAUCCCAGAACCGAGCGAAUCUCCAAAAUCUCAAUUGCAUGAUGCGAUUGAGAGAAUUCAGUCGUUGCAUAGAAGGAAGGCGCAAAUUAAGACGAUUUACGAGAAUGAGAGACAGUAUUUAGAUCAGAGGAGUCAGAAGACUAAGAGUAGUUUUGAGGGGUUGAUUGUUAGUACGGAGGAACAGAUACAAAGUAUUAAUGAGUUCCCAGCAUUCGACAGUCAUCCAGAUUACACAGAGGUUAAUGGAAAGCUACAUUCAGUAGCACUGGACACAAAAGCUCUAUUUCAAAAUGUCAAUGCAUUGAGCGAGUCAAUUAUCAUGGCAUUGGAUUCUUGGUAUCAGAAAGAGUUUGACAAGUGCGCAUACGAGAUUAAGCUUGCGGAGAAAGAUUACAAGCGUUCUUUCGACACUUGGCAAGAUCUCAUCAAAUCCGGCGACCUCUUCGGCGCAUCCGAACCCUUCAAAUCCUCCGGCCCCACCACCAAUCCCGGUCCCACAUCCUCCCGCUCAUCCCACCAACUUCAAGACGGCCCCGAUCCCCAUAUGUACGCACCAGGUCCUGCGCAAAAUCCCAACACCGGUCUGCAUAAAUCCGAUACCAUUACUUCGCACAAUAAUGCCAGACCACAGAGUAGUAGGACUGCUAGUAUGGAUAUGAGUGGAGCCAUGAAUGGAGGAAGUAUAAAUGGUGGGAAUGGAGGCGUAAGAGGAAGUGGGAUCGGAAAUGGGAAUACAAAUGGAGAUAUGAAUUAUCCGCCUAAUUCUAGCGAGAAGAGAUCAGGGGGGAAGAAGAAACCGUUUAGUUGGUUGAGUGGGGGAAGUGGAAAUGGGAAAUAUAUUGAGUAA